Aspergillus mulundensis is the source of this 1206-nucleotide messenger RNA. RefSeq lists its product as uncharacterized. The transcript has a single exon. Lineage: Eukaryota; Fungi; Ascomycota; Eurotiomycetes; Eurotiales; Aspergillaceae. The record is from RefSeq and is a predicted model, not a curated record. The coding region runs from base 1 to 1206 and encodes 401 amino acids.
AUGCUAAGCAGCGCACGGAUCGAGGCGCUUCGCAACGCCGGCAGGGCCGGCGGAAUUCCCGAACUCGCCAGUAUCUACGGGGGAUGGUACACAGCACCCAAUGGAAAGCGCUACUUUGGACUGGGUACAGUUAUGGAGAUCGGGUAUACCCAUGACGGCAGUGUCUAUGUGAACGCUGAGCCCACCAAUACCGAGGAUGACCGAUUCCGGUUCUUUGAUCCCUCCACCGACGAGGACAUGCCGGAAGAUCAAUACCCGGAAGACCCCGAGCUCGUCUUCGAACGAACCUACUUCAGUCCCCGUAAAGGACCCACGUACGGCCCGAAACCAACAACCCCAGGCCUGAAGCCGGGUGACAUGGCGCGCGGCUUUUACGACUCCGCGCAGAAUGUGGUGUUCUACGGCGUCGGCCGCAUUGUCACACCCAUCAUCCAAGAAGACGGCCAGCCCAGCGGCAGUUUCUGGAUUGAACCGUCGCGGAUCCGCGGUCCAAUCCCCGUCUGGGAGACGUAUUCGCGUCGUGACAUUGAGGAACACGAGCUUCCACGGUCGUACUAUACAGGAAGCCUGGAGACACAGCAGCGCGAGAACAAAGACCGCCCCAGGCGCGAGAUUCAUCAUGAACUCCACCACUGGUAUGGGAAGCUUCCGCCAAUGCCCGCUCAAGCCCGUGACCAGCCACGACUGGGCUCUGAGCAUUCUGGCGCGUAUUUCGCCCCGGACGGGCAGUGGUUCGCUGGGGUAGGCAGGGUUGUUGCAGUUGGAUAUAUCUUGCAUAUUGGAUGUUCCCAAGAAUGGUAUGUAUAUGUGGAGCCAACAGGCAAGACUGGAGGAGACUAUGACUUUUUUCACCCUCAGACUCGUGAGUGGAUGGACGAGCUGCCUCAAACCAACCCUAUUCCUGGCAUGCAGUGUACUCCAAGGGAGCGCAGGACCCUUCCAUCGCGCUGGCGAGACCUCCCAGUCAUCAAUCGCCAGCCAGCAAUCGGCGAGGAAUACCACGGUCGGUAUUGCCCUCCGGGUGCGCCGAAACGGGAUGUCUAUGUUGGCAUUGGCAAGGUUGUGAAAACGGGCGUGGAUGAAGAACGGGGUCGGAUUUGGGUGGAGGUGGUGCCUGUGGCCAACAAGCGCGAUAGCUGGAAUCAUCAGUUCCGGGACCCCUGGAGUGGCAAGAAGAUGCCGGAGUGGUAUUGGCCGCUUGAGUAA